Leptidea sinapis is the source of this 1086-nucleotide messenger RNA. Its product is annotated as glutathione S-transferase 2-like. Gene Ontology annotation, biological process: glutathione metabolic process. The record is from RefSeq and is a predicted model, not a curated record. Bases 173 to 787 code for a protein of 204 amino acids. Gene Ontology annotation, molecular function: glutathione transferase activity. The transcript is spliced from 5 exons. Lineage: Eukaryota; Metazoa; Arthropoda; Insecta; Lepidoptera; Pieridae.
GGUUCCCGUCCGCUGAGUGCCCAUUCAAAAGUUGAUUUAUCAAUUAGGUAUUAUUCUCGAUACAAAUAACAAUCUACUGUCAGUUUAAAGUUGAAGCUUGGCUGAGUUGAUUCAGUACACAGAUAUUUCUACAACGAUCACUUGUUUACAGCAGAACGCACAGGACAUAAUCAUGGAAAACGUCAAAGUCUACUACUUCCCCAUCAAAGCAUUAGCUGAAGGUAUCAGAAUGCUGCUGGCAUAUGGUGAUCAGAAGUUUGAAGAUAUAAGAAUCAGCGGAGAAGAUUGGCCCACGUUUAAACCAAGUAUGCCGUUCGGUCAGAUGCCAGUGUUAGAGAUCAACGGCAAGAAAUACGCACAGACGCUGGCUAUCAUGAGGUUCCUGGGUCGGAAGUACGGGCUGGUCGGUGAUGAUAUAGAACAAGACUUUGAAAUCGAUCAGAACGUUGAUUUCUUCGUUGAUAUACGUAUAAAGGCUUCUGCUGUUCACUACGAGAGCGAUGAGAAUGUCAAGGCUAAAAAGCACAAUGAGCUAGCAAAGGAUUUCUACCCGGUCGUUUUGAAGAAGCUGGAUGAAAUAAUCGCCAGCAAUAAUGGGCACAUUGCAUUGGGAAAGUUAACAUGGGGUGACUUCUUGAUUGCCGGUAUGUAUGACUGCUUCAAGCUGCACCUACAGAUGCCAGACCUCGAUCAAAAAUAUCCAAACAUCAAGAAGAUUAAAGAUUCUGUGCUGACAAUCCCAACAGUGAAGGCUUUCUGUGAUGCUGCACCGCAAUGUGACUGGUAGAGAAACUGUGUCGACUUCAAAUCGUUUUUAUAAAAUGGCUUCUCAAAAUAACAAUUAAAUUUAAACAAUAUGAAAACUCUUUGAUAGUUUUAAACAUAUUUUUGUCAUAUAAAUUUGUAACUUAAACGACAAAUUAAUUUUAUUUGAUUGUAUGCCACUAAAUAUGCAUUUAAAAUAAUGUUUGUUGAAAAAUAUAAUAUCGUUCCCAAUACUUCUGUUAAAUAUCACAAUAUUUAAGUUUACCUAAUUAUACAUAUGUAGGUACUGGUUUUUGGAAAUAAAUUUUUUGUAUAUUUUUU